CUUCAACUGACUGGGUGAGGACUCUUCUCUCAUUGAGGAAGCACACUCAGCCUCCUGCUCUCCCAUCCAGGACGCUGACCUCCAGGUGACUCAGCCAUGAGGACCCUCGCCCUCCUUGUUGCCAUUCUCCUGCUGACCCUCCCGGCCCAAGGGGAGCCACUCAGAGAAAGUGCUGAUGAGGUUCCAGCCGAGGAGGACCCUGAGGCACAGGACCAGGAUGUGGACAUUUCCUUUGCAGAAGACGGAAUCUCAACUCGAGAGGCCUCAGGCCCACGGAGGACAGUCACCUGUUAUUGCAGAACUGGAUGCUGUGCUCUCAGUGAGCGUCAUUCUGGGUCCUGUUUUCUCGGUGGCAAACGUCAACGCUUUUGCUGUUGAGCUUUGUGAAUUGAGAUGCAAAGCAG
Messenger RNA from Choloepus didactylus (southern two-toed sloth), 404 nucleotides. Its product is annotated as defensin-5-like. The transcript is spliced from 3 exons. NCBI's taxonomy places the organism in Eukaryota, Metazoa, Chordata, Mammalia, Pilosa, Megalonychidae. Gene Ontology annotation, biological process: disruption of plasma membrane integrity in another organism; innate immune response in mucosa; cellular response to lipopolysaccharide. The coding region runs from base 97 to 378 and encodes 93 amino acids. The record is from RefSeq and is a predicted model, not a curated record. Gene Ontology annotation, cellular component: extracellular region; extracellular matrix.